GUUUGCACGUGUCUUAACUCAAAAGGGCCAAAACUCCAGACUCAUUCUCAGUCUCUCCCUCUCUCUCGACUCUCCCGCCACCAUCCUCACAUUUCUCUCUCCGACCGGCUUGCAGGCGGCAGCCGCCGCUGCACCGCCGUCCAGGCUCAGUCAUCCGCCCACACGGUACUCCAUUUGUUGGGUCAUCAGCCCCUUAGUCGCCGCGCUUUUCACACUGUCCAAUCCGCCUAAAAUUCAAGUUGCUUCUGCUGUAUUGAAAUUACUCGAAUCUUUGGUCUUGAGAGAGAAGGAAGAAUGGGGUAUAUUGGUACUCAUGGUGUUGCAGCGCUACAUAAGCACAAGUACAGUGGUGUGGAUCACUCAUAUGUGGCCAAAUAUAUCUUACAACCGUUCUGGACUAAAUUCGUGCAUCUUUUCCCUCUAUGGAUGCCUCCGAAUGUGAUAACACUCAUAGGUUUCAUGUUCUUAGUGACUUCUGCACUGCUUGGAUUUAUCUAUUCACCUCGUCUGGAUUCACCACCACCUAGAUGGGUUCAUUUCAUGCAUGGAUUACUGCUCUUCUUAUACCAGACCUUCGAUGCUGUGGAUGGGAAGCAAGCAAGACGUACCAAUUCCUCAAGUCCAUUGGGCGAGCUUUUUGAUCAUGGGUGUGAUGCUCUUGGUUGUGCACUUGAAGCCCUUGCUUUUGGGAGUACAGCUAUGUGUGGAAGGGCAACUUUCUGGUUUUGGGUGAUUGCAGCUAUUCCAUUUUAUGGUGCAACAUGGGAAAACUACUUCACCAAUGUUCUAAUUCUUCCUGUAGUCAAUGGACCUACAGAAGGUCUCAUGCUGAUAUACUUGUGUCACUUCUUCACAGCUUUUGUAGGUGCUCAAUGGUGGGCUCAACAGUUCGGAAUGUCAAUACCCAUCUUCAGCUGGGUGCCGUUUUUGAAUGGCAUCCCAACAUACCAAGCUGCGUUGUAUCUAAUGAUAGCUUCUGGUGUGAUACCUACUGUUGCAUUCAACAUACAGAAUGUCUACAACGUAGUCAAAUUGAGAAAAGGAAGCAUAUUUCUUGCAUUAGCUAUGCUUUAUCCAUUCACGGUGCUCUUGGUUGGAGUCAUUGUUUGGGAUUACUUGUCUCCGUCUGAUAUAAUGGGUAACUAUCCCCAUCUAGUUGUAGUGGGAACAGGACUUGCAUUUGGUUUCCUUGUGGGAAGGAUGAUUUUGUCUCACUUGUGCGACGAGCCAAAGGGUCUCAAAACGAGCAUGUGUAUGUGUCUUUUGUAUCUACCACUGGCCAUUGCAAAUGCUUUAACUGCUAGGCUAAAUGACGGAGUUCCAUUAGUCGAUGAGCUAUUGGUGCUGCUCGGUUAUUGUGCAUUUACUGCUUUUGUGUACAUGCACUUUGCAACAUCAGUCAUUCAUGAAAUCACGACAGCGUUGGGAAUCUCCUGCUUCAGGAUUACUCGGAAAGAAGCAUGAGGAAUGUUCAAGUUACUGGUUAAUUUAUGGAGAUUUGCUUAUUCGAAAUGUAUUGCCAUAGAAUCAACUUUUGUGACUCAGAAAUUCGACUUCAGUUGCAGCAAGUCAAUGAAGAUGUUUUUCGCUCUUAAAUUCUACGAUAUUGAUUAGGUUUCACAACGGAAGGGUCGAUUAACAACGGAAGGGCGGAGUUGCAUAAAUCGACGUAUCAACAAAAAAAACAGAAGUGGGGGGUUGGAGAAAUCAAGUUUCAUUAUGUACUAUUUGUACUCUCUGCUUAAACUUAGAGUUUUGUAUCUUUGAGCAUUGUAAUUUUGUUACAAGGAUGUUGUGGGCUUUUGAAUUAUUGACACAAUAAAAGCUUAUAGGGAAAUAACUUAUUUUAUAUAUUAACGUGUUCGUUUGAAAUUGGAGAUAUUUAAAACUCCGGUGAAUUUUGAUUGAUAAAGGAGCUUCGUAAUUUA
Molecule: messenger RNA, 1928 nt
Organism: Spinacia oleracea (spinach)
Lineage: Eukaryota; Viridiplantae; Streptophyta; Magnoliopsida; Caryophyllales; Amaranthaceae
Product: choline/ethanolaminephosphotransferase 1
Exons: 20
Coding region: 295-1464 (389 amino acids)
Biological process (GO): phospholipid biosynthetic process
Cellular component (GO): membrane
Molecular function (GO): phosphotransferase activity, for other substituted phosphate groups
Source: RefSeq, a predicted model, not a curated record